This is a messenger RNA of Exophiala oligosperma, 1284 nucleotides long. RefSeq lists its product as uncharacterized. The record is from RefSeq and is a predicted model, not a curated record. NCBI's taxonomy places the organism in Eukaryota, Fungi, Ascomycota, Eurotiomycetes, Chaetothyriales, Herpotrichiellaceae. Gene Ontology annotation, cellular component: cytosol. Bases 110 to 1132 code for a protein of 340 amino acids. Gene Ontology annotation, molecular function: aldose reductase (NADPH) activity. The transcript has 3 exons.
AGCUCAUGGCUCGUCGUCAUUGAUGAAGGAAAUUAUCUUUUGAAAUCCGAAAGAGACAGCUCCCACUAGAAGUCAAUUAUUUCAUAUUUGUACAUAAAAUUCGCCCACCAUGUUGUCCCGCCUUCAGAUCCGAGCUCCAUCUCGGUUAUCACAGAUAUCUCGCCAACUCUCGCGACAAACGAGAACGAUGGCCGGAUACAACAAGACCAAAUUUCAACUCAACACUGGUGAUGAAAUCCCAGCAAUUGGGUUUGGAACAUGGCAGGACAAAGAUGCUCAAGAAGAUGCGGUAUACGAAGCCUUGAAAGCCGGAUAUAGACACAUUGACACUGCAAGAAUAUAUGGCACCGAACCAGGCGUGGCCAAAGGUAUCUCGAAGAGCGGAGUCCCUCGGAGCGACAUCUUCAUCACCACCAAGCUAUGGAACAAUUCCCACCACCCAGACGACGUGGAGGCUGCGUGCAACGCAUCCCUCAAAGACCUCCAGACCGAUUAUCUCGAUUUGUACCUCAUGCACUGGCCUAGCCCCUUUGCCCGGGGGGACAAACUCAUGCCGCAAAAGGACGGCGAGAUCCAGACCGGCGACAGUGACUACGUCGACACGUACAAGGCCAUGGAGAAGCUCGUCAAGAGCGGCAAGUGCAAGGCCAUAGGCGUCAGCAACUUUUCCAGGGCCGAGUUGGAAAGACUGCUCCGCGAGACCUCCAUCGUCCCCGCCGCCCACCAGAUUGAGCUGCACCCUUACCUCCAACAGACCGACUUUGUGGAAUUCCACAAAUCAAAGGGCAUCCACGUCACGCAGUACUCGCCCUUUGGCAACGCGAAUCCAAUCUACGACAAGGGUGAGAACAUCGGAAAGUUGAUCGAUGACCCGGUCUUGUCGGAUGUUGGUAGGAAGUACGGCAAGAAUGGUGCGCAGGUCGCCCUGGCGUGGGGAAUCGCAAAGGGUCACAGUGUGAUUCCGAAGUCCAAGACUCCUGCACGAAUCCAGGCCAACUUUGAAGGUGAUUUCAAGUUGGAUGUUGAGGAUGUGAAAAAGAUCGACGCCCUCGACAAGAAGUUGCGCUUCAACGAUCCGUCACAACGGUUUGGGUGGAAUUUCUAUGCCGAUUUGGAUGGUAAACAGGGUUAGAAAGAUGAGCUGGAAUUGUGGCUUGGUUCUUGUCAGUGUCAUUCCAUGCAAAUCAUGAGAACAAUACAUACACAAAGUUAUUACUCCGUACUAGGGCAUCUAGAAGGAAUAUGAGAGAUUGUGCACAGCCCUCUUUCUUAUGGUUCCCCCGU